Molecule: messenger RNA, 2122 nt
Organism: Mauremys reevesii (Reeves's turtle)
Lineage: Eukaryota; Metazoa; Chordata; Testudines; Geoemydidae
Product: antigen WC1.1-like
Exons: 12
Coding region: 1-1935 (644 amino acids)
Cellular component (GO): membrane
Source: RefSeq, a predicted model, not a curated record
AUGAACGAUGCCAGUGUGGUGUGUAGGGAGCUCCAGUGCGGAGUCGGUGAGAAAGCUUAUAACCUCCCUAAGUCUGAACGAGGAACGGGCCCCGUGGGGCUGAGAAGGGUCCAGUGUGCAGGAAAUGAGACUAAUCUGACGCUCUGCAUCACCUCCAUAUCUGAGACAGCCCAGGCAGGAAUUGCUGAGGAUGUCGGCGUCGUUUGCUCAGGAAGCAGGCGGAUCAGACUGGUGAAUGGGGCAGGUCGCUGCGCCGGGAGAGUGGAGAUUUAUUACCAUGGCAGCUGGGGGACAGUCUGUGAUGAUUCCUGGGAUCUGUCAGACUCCAAUGUCGUUUGCAAACAACUGGGAUGUGGACACGCCAUCAAUGCAACUGUCUCUGCUCAUUAUGGGCAAGGAUCUGGGCAGAUCUGGCUGGAUGAUGUGAACUGCUCUGGGAAGGAAUCCGAACUUUGGGAGUGUCCUUCCAGAGGCUGGGGACAGCACAACUGCAGACACAAAGAGGAUGCGGGAGUUCUCUGCUCAGAAUUCACAGAUCUGAGACUGGUGAAUGGCAGUGACUGUGCUGGGCGACUGGAGGUUUUCUACAGUGGGACUUGGGGCAGUGUUUGCAGCAGUCCUAUGGAUUCCGUCACCAUGGCACUUAUAUGUAAACACUUGGACUGUGGAGACAGAGGGACACUUUUGAAAGAGUUAACACAUGGAAGCGGCUCUGGCCCGACCUGGGUUGAUGGUGUUCGGUGUGAUAAGCAGCACAGCUCCCUUUGGCAAUGCCCGUCAGACCCUUGGAAACAACAAUCGUGUAGCAGAGGAGAAGAAACCAAUAUUGCUUGUGAAGGAAAGAAAGGGAAACCUACUCAAUGCCUGAACUCUACAAGCUGUACAGACCAGGAGAAGUUACGUAUCGUGGGAGGAGAGAACAGAUGCUUGGGCAGAGUGGAGGUUUGGUACCGUGGCUCCUGGGGAACAGUUUGUGAUGACUCCUGGGACAUGGCGGAUGCUAAUGUUGUGUGUAAACAACUGGGCUGUGGAACUGCUGUAUCUGCCCUGCGCGAGGCUGCAUUCGGUGAGGGGACUGGUCCCAUCUGGGUGGAGAUGUUGAACUGCAGAGGGACAGAGUCAUCUCUCUGGGACUGUCCUGCCAAGCCCUGGGGUGAGAGUAACUGUGACCAUAAGGAAGAUGCUGCCGUGAAUUGCUCAGGUGUGACACGGACGACAGAUUCACCAAAUACCCCAGCUCCCGCUCGCCGUCCUCUGUCCUCUGACAGUGGGAGAGUCACGGUGCCCGUGGUCAUCUGCAUUAUCCUGGGGGCCCUGCUCUUCCUGGUCCUAAUCAUUCUGGGGGCGCAGGUGCGAAGUGCCAGGGCAAAGCGCAGAGGUUCCAGAAGACCCCUGGAUCCCUUCUCUGAGGCCGUAUAUGAGGAGAUUGAUUAUAACCUGAUGAGAGAGAAGCAGGAGAUGUUCAGUCGCUCAGUCUCCUAUUCAGAUGACUCAGUGACGAAGCUGCAGUAUUACACCGGGGACAGCGAGGGGGAAAACGAUCCUGGAUCAGAACAAGAGGGAGCUUCCCCAGGGAGGUCUCAGCUGGAUUAUGAUAACGUGGAGGAGCCUGCCUUGAACUAUGUCCCCCAGACUCCAGACGGCCGAGAUGCCCCUGCCCUGCCUGGAGAUGUCACAGGGGAUGGUUAUGAUGAUGCUAGAGAAGUGUCUGACUCUGAAGGUGACCCUGCUUUGGGGCAGAAUGAUGAGGAAGGCACUGGGGCAAGUGACAGGGAUUCCCAGACAGGUUGGAGUCGGCACUCGCUAAGGAGUAAAGUUGUCUCUGGGAUGGACAGGGAAACCCCGGUUCCGCUUCCUGGAGACACAGGUUAUGAUGAUGUGGAACAUGGUGACUCUGGGGGAUCAAUAUCAGAACAAUUUGAUUGGAAAAAAUAACCUUGUGCUGAUGUAAACGCUUCUCCUCUUUCUCUCAGAAAUGCUCCGUCUGCUAUGACGGCCUAGAGACAGUCCCUGCCUGGUAUAUAGACAAAGCAGGUGUUUUUAUAGGAUUUGUGUGAAGUUGCAGGAAAUACAAGUGGGAGUUGGAAAAGAUUCGUAAACUUUCUUUGUAUAAUUUUCCAUU